Sphenostylis stenocarpa is the source of this 1518-nucleotide messenger RNA. The record is from the annotation of a GenBank genome assembly. NCBI's taxonomy places the organism in Eukaryota, Viridiplantae, Streptophyta, Magnoliopsida, Fabales, Fabaceae.
AUGACCAUGGACCGGUUAUCUCAGAGCAGUUCAGACUCACCAAACCGAGACCCUAAAGUGUUGUCCAUUGAGUGUUUGAAGGGAAGUUCCAAAGCUGACGAGUGGACCGGUGACAUGCUUCAAACCGGUGACAUCGUCGAAGAGCUUCGAAUCGGAGCCUCCCCCACCGCCCUUAUCCGUUUCAAAUCGCCCUUCAAAAACGGCAAAACCGCCGUCAACAAAAUCCUCCAGGACUCUUACAAGAAGAAAGAAACCUCCAUCCUCGUUCGAGUUCGACGCGGUCCCCACGAGUUCGCUGAGUUGCAGGCCUGUAUCGUUCCCAGCGAUUCCUCCGGGAAGAAGCAAUACGUUCUCCGUUCCAUCACCGACCCUAACUACGUCGUUGGGUUCUUCGAUCGAACUGAAACCGAGUGUUUCCAACUCCAAGCAUCAAGAACCACCAGAAUGGUAAAUGCGCUAACUAGGACACGGUUACAGGAUGGAUAUGUCUCGUAUCCAUGGGAGAGGAGGAUGCAGGAGUUACUAUCAGUUCCCAAUUCUAGCAAUUUUCUUUCCAUAUUACUUCUUCCCAAAGUUUCUGAUCGAAUAGCUUCUCGCUACAAUGAUGUGGAAGACACACUAGCCAGGGCAAACACGUGGCUGAAUGCAGCUCAAGCUUCAGGGGUCCCUAUUGUCUUUAUGAAUGUCCAAACAGAGUCCCUACUUACUAAGAUCUCCGGAGAGACAGCUUCUUCCACUGUAAAUGCAGGAUCAUUAUCUGACUUAUCUAACCUUGCAAAUGUAAGCCUUUAUGGCUUUGAGGAUUAUCAUGGAGUAGACAUUGGUGUUGUUAGAGCAGUUAGGCUCUGGUAUGCUCCAAUUGGAGGAGAGUUCUCGAUUGAGAUAAAACUAAAAGAGGAUGACACAAAGCUUGGCUUUGCCAUCAGUCGAACAGAAGAGGGUUUUAUUUUCAUCUCAAAAGUUAUUGAUGAUGGUAAAGAAAAUGUAGCAGCCACACGUUCAGGACUGAGCAAUCUGUAUAAAGCAGCAGCAGAUACUUCAAGGUUGUUGGUAGUGUCUAGGCUUUCAAAUCAGAGAGUCCUUCCAUGGAUGGUAUCUUCAACAGGGGCCAUUAGGUGUUAUGACACUGUUUCAUUGAGCCAGAAACUCUCCUUGCAUAGACACACCAAAGUUCCUAUUCUCCUGCAUGUCUUCCUUUGGCACCGACCAUUGGCCUCUUCAAGUGUAGAAAGUACAAGAUUGAGUAACAUGUCUACAUCAGUGUUACCACCCCAAAGGGCACGCCGUCCAAAUGAGAACCAAAUUCAGCCAUUGACCCAUGAAGGAUCUGAAUCUGAUGCAGGUGGUAGUGUCAGCAGUGAUGAAUCCCAGCCAAUGCAGCUUGAGAGAGACACAGCUGGGGAUCUCUCAUUCAGAUUCAACAACUUCUCCAUGUCCAACAACUGGAAUAACACAUAUAUUGCAUUGCUUCUAUAUUCGGGCCUUUUGUUAGAGUUGAGAGCUGGUUUUUCUUCCUAG